AUGGCGCGAUUCCACGCGCUGCGCGACGCACUCUCUCAGGCGGAGCAGCAUGAGCGAUCGCGGAUCCAGCGCCAACAAAACAUUAGAGAAGUUGUUCCGACGGCAGUGCCUACGGCAACGAAUUGGGAGCCAAUAAUCAGGACGACUAGUACCGUACCACCACCAGCGACAAAGGCUUCAAUAGAAAAAUUGCCAGAUGUUGAAAUCGUACAAGAAGAAGAAGAAGAACAGAUGAGCGAAUGUGCUAUUUGUUUGGUAGAAUUUCAAGUCAAGGAAACAGCUAAAGAAAUGCCAUGUAAACAUCGCUAUCAUUCAAAUUGUAUUAACAGAUGGUUAGAGAUACAUGCAUCUUGUCCAAUUUGUAGGUAUAAGAUGCCGUGA
This is a messenger RNA of Solanum stenotomum, 381 nucleotides long. Its product is annotated as E3 ubiquitin-protein ligase MPSR1-like. Gene Ontology annotation, biological process: protein ubiquitination. Gene Ontology annotation, cellular component: cytoplasm. Lineage: Eukaryota; Viridiplantae; Streptophyta; Magnoliopsida; Solanales; Solanaceae. Gene Ontology annotation, molecular function: ubiquitin protein ligase activity. The record is from RefSeq and is a predicted model, not a curated record. Bases 1 to 381 code for a protein of 126 amino acids. The transcript has a single exon.